Menidia menidia (Atlantic silverside) is the source of this 3358-nucleotide messenger RNA. The record is from the annotation of a GenBank genome assembly. Lineage: Eukaryota; Metazoa; Chordata; Actinopteri; Atheriniformes; Atherinopsidae.
CGGUUUUGCCCGCACAACAGCGCCACUUUUGAGUGUUUGUUAAACAAUGGUGAACAAGCCACGGGAGUUGUGAACAGCAGUUCGACAAGAAUUCCACGCCAAUGCCUUGACGACAGAGCUUUCCAUUUUAAACGUGAAAGAUGGCAGGAUUCAGUCCCUCUACCUGCAGUUAAGGUUAACCUGGACAAAGGAAUGCUGGACUUUAAUGGAGACAGGCUUAAGUUGAUUGACUGGCCACCCAUUCUCCUCUGCAUAUCCAUCAACAAGAACCUGCGCCACAUUGCAAUAAGCAGCACAUACCAAGCUACUGCGGCUUCUGGAGAUACAGAUCGAAGGUACUAUAGAUCGAACCUUAGAAGGAAGAUCCCCACCAUUCGCUCCAAGGAGAUGACAUUAAAGCUGUGCAAGGCCCUGAGAGAGUGCCUUACUGGGUCUCCCAGUCUCAAAAGUCUUCAUCUUAAUGGACUUCCUCUGAGGGAGAGGGACCUCAUCACCCUGACAAAAGGACUGGUAAAGAGCACUUCCUUGGAAAGUCUAUCUCUGGCUAACUGUCCAAUAUCAGAUGAGGGCCUAGAGGUCAUUUGCCAAAGUAUUAAAUAUUCUACAACCAUCAAGGCGGUAGACUUCACAGGAUGCAGUAUUACAUGGAGAGGAGCCGAGCAUAUAGCCAGAAUCAUCAAGUAUCAGGGAAUGCAGAGGCAUGGUACCGCAUGGGCGGAGUCUCUCAGGUACCGACAUCCACAGUUCGAGGGGAUGUCGGGUCUCCGUCGUGUCACUCUCAACUGCAACACUUUGAUUGGGGACCGUGGCGCAGCUGCUCUUGCGCAUGAGCUGGCCGACGACCUCUGGGUUAAAGCUGUGGAUCUACAGCGGUGUGGUCUGUCCAGUGAUGGAGCUCGCCGUUUGCUUGAAUCCCUGAAAACGAAUUCCUCGCUCUGUGUGUUGGAUAUUCGUAGUAACCCUUUAGUUGAUAACAUCCUAAUUAAAACAGUCAUAGAGAAAGUUCUCAUGAAUGCUCGGGGACAGUCACCAGAGUACUGCUGGAUCAAGCCUGCAACCACAGAGUCUCCAAGAGCUUCACUACCGAAAAGGCAACUACCCAGUGCACUAAGAGGAAAACCUGCUUUUAAGAUAGCCACUCAUAAAGCAACAUGUGGAGGACGCGGUUCAGGUGUUGCUCAGACAAAGAAAUCCAGUUCCCGCUAUGUGCCAUGGCGUGCUGCAGCGCGGGCCGGACGCCAGAGAGGUCUGCCUCCUGGUGUUACUGUGACAAACCAAAGAUUUCAGGGUGCAGCUACUGUAAAAGUCAUCAUGGAGUCAGAAUCAGACAAUGACGAUGCUGAUGACGACGAUGAUGAUAAUGAGGAAGAAGAAAAAGAAGGAAAAGUGCUGCUAGAGAUGGGGCAGAGACCAUCCUCUCUUCAUUUGCAAGACACGAUCACUUCACAGCAGCUGCAUCGUGUCCAGAUGGAGCUGAAAGAGUGUCGUCUAAGUUUGGCAGUGGAGCACAGAGCCAGGCUGAAGGCAGAAUCAAGACUCAUGGAGUACGAGCUGGAGAACGCCCGACUUCGGGACGCUAACCACUCCCUGACAGAAACGCUUGCAGCCACUGGCCCUGCAUCAGCUCCUCUUGGUGUCAGUGCUCUCGAAGAUGAGGAAGUUCUUGAGAGCAUUGAGAAGUCAUUUAAUAAGUUCCAUUCCUUUCUGGAUCUCCUUAAAGAUGCUGGCCUAGGUCAGCUAGCUUCAGUUGCUGGGAUUGACCAAUCAGAUUUCCAGCCUUUGGGAAGGCCCCAGCUCUCCUCUACCAUAGGACCUCAUUUAGACGCCGCAGCAUCACGGACCACUGAAGAAUUCAGGGAUAUGCUUGCCAAGACAGAUGCUUUAUCUGUGGCAGGAGACCUCAGGCCCGAUAUGUGCAAAGGAGACACCAAUAUUAUCACACACAGACCUCCAACACCUGCCAGUGCCCCCUUGAGUAAAGAAACAUUUCUAAAUGAAACCAUUGGUCAGACUGUGGGGCAUGGAGAAAACCCUGCUGAGGCGGCAGAAGAGGAACAGCAUCUGUAUUUCCGGCCUGACGUCCAGCCUGAUACGGGGUCAGAGCGCAGUUUCCAAAGCCAAAAAUCAUUUGAUCAUUUGUCCUUUGGAAAACCCUUCCAGAAACAAUCGCAACGCCACAGAAGUGAAGCCAGCUCUCACAGAAGCAACAUUUCACGUGGCUACAGCUUCAACAACAGCCGGGCCUACAGUCAGGCCUCGCAGAGCAACGGGUGUCAUAAAGGGUCGUCCGAGAGUGUCAGUGAGAUUAUAAGUGACAGGGCAGAGUCAGUGGGAUCUGUGGGAUCCAGGAACAGUAGAAAGGAAAGGUUAGUGACAGUCGGUCAGUCAGGGUCGGAAGGGUCAGAGAGAGCAGCCUAUCCUGGAAGAGGCGCCUUUGAACAUAUCCGAACUCUGGGAGGUCAGUCAGAUGACUCCUUCUGAUUUCAUGACCACGCAAAUGUAGAAACCUCCGUUACUUCAUGUUGAAUUUGUGUGCUAAUGCCUUAAAGCACAUUAUUUUAGGCUUUUUUUCAUUGCCAAAUGUGUGUAAAUGUAGAUUUUUUUAUCUUUAUGAAAGAAUAGAUUAAUAGAUUUAUAUUUUAAUGCAUUUUUUAGUUAGCCAUUUAGUUUUGUAGUUCAUCACUUAGUUGUCCCCCCCCCUCCCAACUUUUUUGUCUGCGCUCACAGACAAAAAAAGUCAAAAAGUGCUUUUUGGGUCUGAAUUGAUCCUACAUAUAGAUCCUUUUAUGUGGAUCCUUCAAACUCUCGGAAAGAUUUAUACAAGGUGUGUUUGCUACGCUUUCAUGUUUAUGAUCUGCUGGUGGAAAGUGGUUUCAAAACCAGAUUUUUGUGGGAGGGAGAAGAACACAGUGUUCUUUUGGAUUAUGCAUGUUCCCUGACUGUAGCCGCAGAACACAGAGGCCAAAAAAACACAUCUCAGCAGAGGUGACAAGAAUUCUCCAAAACGUUCCAUUUUAGCUAUUACUUAAGUUGUUAUUGUAAAAUCUGUGUUCUGGGAUGCAUUUUCUCCUGACUUCAGUCCUGCAGAUUUAUUUAGUGAUGUUUUAGAGACUGGUAUGAAAAAUGUAGUCUUUACUCAGUCGCAUGUAAAGUUCACUUUGUUUCUGUACUGUUUGUAUUAAAUAUGUACACAGUAGUAUGUGGAAGUCAUAUUGUACUUUUCUAAUGAUUUCAUACCAAACCCCGCCAUGAAUGAAGGACCAUGUAUUAAAUUUCAGAUAAAACAGAAUUUUCAGCACACUUUAUCAAGACUGUUUUUUAUGAAUCUAAUUUAAAGCAAGACUUUUAUUUGCUAAGA